Molecule: messenger RNA, 2153 nt
Organism: Vanrija pseudolonga
Lineage: Eukaryota; Fungi; Basidiomycota; Tremellomycetes; Trichosporonales; Trichosporonaceae
Exons: 3
Coding region: 306-2036 (576 amino acids)
Source: RefSeq, a predicted model, not a curated record
CCUGCAUCGUACAUCCAUCCAUCGGCGCGUCUUCUCUUGCACGACACUACGCAUCCACGCCUUGACGGCCUCGACACACACCCCGCUGCUUGACGCGGCGUGCCAAGCAUCGACUCGACGUCGCUACCCCUCCCCGACCAACUUGCUGCCACCCCCCGCCCCGGAACCAACCCAACCCAACCCCCGCGAUCCAUCUCAAUCGUCGCCCGGCCGGCGAUCAAUCGUCAGUCACGCUGUAACAGUUCCAUUGCCACCACCCUUGUCAACAAUUCGGCAAGAGAUCACGCCCACCACAGCCGCCUGCAAUGACCCGCGCAGGCGCAGCAAGCCUGCGCCUCGCCAUGCCGACGACUGGCGCCGACGCCGCGUCGGGGCCAUGCACGCCGCUCCCAUAUGAGCUGGCACUCGGUAUCCCCCGCUCGCUUGCAUUCGCAAAUGCGACCCCGGAACCCCUCACGCCGGACGUGUCGGGCCUCGCAGUCCUCACACCCAGCCCGGACGACAUUGCUAAUCGCGACAACUGGACGGCGGACGAGGUCGAGGUGCUCGAGACGAUCCUCGCCCGCCCACCAGACGCACUCCACUUUCCACCAGGAGCCAUGCCGACGCCAGAAGUUCUCGACGAGCUCGCACGCCUCGUGCUGCGCUCCUUUUCGCGUGGGACAAACCCUCGGAGCACAAAGAGCAGCCGCCCACCUCCUCAGUCUCAGGAACGCCCCGUCCUUGUCGACGCGCCAAUCGCAACUAGCUCACGUCAGACCCGUCGGAGUCGUACCUCGGCGUCGCUAUCCCCCUCGGAUAGCAGCAUGGACGCGGACGAGUCGGCAGCGGGCUCCACUGAUACAGAGUCGAUCGGCAGCGCCGAUUCCCGCCCUGUCCUGGCCGUUGCCGCGUUGACCACUGCUCCCCUGCUGCCUUCUCCCGCCACGUCCAACUCUUCCGCCUCGACAGUCGACAACGAUGCCGUUGUUGCACCCUGCGACGACGCCGUUCGCACGUUCUCAUUGAAAUCAUGGCACCACUCAUUUACCGAGACGCGUGCAAAGCUUGCUGUGCUCGCGUUGGCCGAUACGCGUCUGGGUGCCGAGGUGGCAGAGCGAAAGCUCACGCGUAAGGAACGGCUCGCCCGCCCAGGUGUCAAGCGCGUCAGCAGCAUGGACUUUCUCGACGACGAGGACUCGGACACGCCCAGCGAGAAGACGGGCAGGGUGUUGAGGUUAUCUACGACGUUGCAGAACACGGCAAAGGAGACGGUCGGGCUUGCGCGGACCGCGUCGUUGGGUCCUCCGUCGGGCAGCCCGCAGUUGGGCACGGGUGCGGAGACCCCGCCAUUAAGCCGAGGAGGGUCGUUUACGCUCUCGCCGAUGACGGCUGAGCCGUCGGCUCUUGGGCUCGGGCUCGGACUCGGCGGGCCCCGAUCCCUCUCGCGCAACUCAUCACGAAGCGAGCGCGGAAGUCGCCGUCCAUCGCUCCUGCAGCGCGGGCGCAGCUUCACGGCCAGCGACCUCGAGGCAGAGCUCGAGGCGCAGGCAGUGCCAACUAUCACUGGCGGUGACAACCCCUCACCACGCACCCCGACCAUCUCGUCCUUCAACGGCAUGGUGACGGUUUCAUCGCCAUCGCCUGCCCAUUCGCCAGCCAAGCGCCGCGCAUCAGCUCCCGACACGGCGGUGCCGAGGAUGCUCCGCUCACAUUCGUACGAGCCCACGUCUGGCCGAACACGCGGCGACGAACGCGCGCGACGCGGAGAAGCGACCGAGUCGCUCGCCCCGCCCGCCGCGGCGUUCAACCACCUCGGCCUCGGCUCGGCGUUCGAGCCAGCCGCGACCAAGGCAAGCGGUCACUCGAGCUCGAGCUGGGACAGCGAUAGCGACCGCGACGGCCACGUCGUGAUCAAGCGGCCUAGACAGGCGCGAAAGGGCAGAAUAGGCGCGCUGGCAAUGACGGCGCUGCCUGCUGCCACCACCGAGGACAACCAGAAGGGCUCGUUACGCAGCCCGUUUGAGGAAAAGCCUAAUGCGAUGGACCUGGCGUAGGAGUCAUUGCGUUAAUAGCCACACACGAUGGGUUAAUAUCUAUCCACACACGAUCUCGGACUAUCCUGUACUAUCCGUGUACUGUAGUGUAGAGUGUAUGUAUCUUGGGUUGUGCGG